GGCGCGGCGGCACCUGGGCCGCGGGAGAGCUGGGGGUGGGCUCUCGGGGGACAGCAGGCUGCCCCCCAGAUCCGCAGCGCCGGCCGCCGGGAGCUCCGGGCUCCGGGCGCAGAGGCUGCGCUGUCACAUGGGCGGCGGCGACGGGGCCGCAUUUAAGCGGCCAGGGGACGGCGCCCGCCUGCAGCGUGUCCUCGGGCUCGGCUCCCGGCGGGCGCCCCGCUCCCUGCCCUCCGGGGGCCCCGCACCACCCCCGGCGGGCCAUGCGAGCGCGGGCCCCGCCGCGAUGAGCUCGCACAUCGCCAAGAGCGAGUCCAAGACGUCGCUGCUCAAGGCGGCGGCGGCGAGCGGGGGCAGCCGGGCUCCCCGCCACGGCUCUGCACGGGACCCCGCGCUGCGUGGCCGCCGACUGACCGGUCCCUGCCCCAGCUCGCCGCCACCGUGCGGGGACCCCAGCUCGCGGAGGCCCCUGUGCCGGCCCUUGCCACGCGACGAGGGCGCGCGCGGGAGCCGGCGUGGGCUGCCCCAGGCGCACUGCAGGCCCCGGGAGACGCUGCCGCCGGCCCGCGGGAGCGAUGGGGAGGAACGGGGGCUGGCGCCGGCGCUCGGUCUACGGGGCUCCCUGCGAUCGCGGGGUCGCGGGGACCCGGCUCCCACCGGUGCCCCCGAGGCGGACCCGUUCCUCCACCGACUGCACCCCAUGCUCAGCUCCGCCUUCGGCCAGGACAGAUCAUUACGGCCAGAGGAGAUCGAAGAGCUUCGAGAGGCCUUCCGAGAAUUCGACAAGGACAAGGACGGCUAUAUCAACUGCCGGGACCUGGGGAACUGCAUGCGUACCAUGGGCUAUAUGCCCACUGAGAUGGAACUCAUUGAAUUGUCCCAGCAGAUCAACAUGAACCUGGGCGGCCAUGUGGACUUCGAUGACUUUGUGGAACUAAUGGGACCUAAACUCCUGGCAGAGACAGCAGAUAUGAUUGGUGUAAAGGAACUGAGAGAUGCCUUUCGGGAGUUCGACACCAAUGGUGAUGGGGAGAUAAGCACCAGUGAGCUGCGAGAGGCCAUGAGGAAGCUGCUGGGUCAUCAGGUGGGACACAGAGACAUCGAGGAGAUUAUCCGUGAUGUGGACCUCAAUGGAGAUGGACGAGUGGACUUUGAAGAGUUCGUCCGGAUGAUGUCCCGCUGAGGCCUCCAGGGCUUCUCCAGGACUGCCAACUCCCACUUGCUGGGAAAAGAGCCGAGCGCGCCUCGCUCGCUCCGCAGUAGAUGCCCAGAGCCCAGGAUGUACUGGCGGAUGGGGCCUGCCUGCACCCCGGGGAGGUGCCCACCCCGGAUCCCCACCCCUCCGCACUGUGAAAGACUCACAACUCCUGCAACUGGAAAGGGGCGCCCACCAGCGAGGAGGCCACAGUGCCAAGCCGCUAGAGGACGUGCAAGGCGCCAAGUGCCAUGUGCCCAGUCGCUGGGUGGGCCAGGGAGCCCGCCAGCAGACCCCACACAGCAUGUCUGCCCCGGGGCAGAGCCUUUCAGCGCCCUCCUGAGCUCUAUGCCCGUCCCAGCUCGCCUAGCCCUUUGAUCUCAGAACCAAUAAAAAACGAGAAUGUCA
Messenger RNA from Microtus oregoni (creeping vole), 1600 nucleotides. RefSeq names its product calcium binding protein 1 (gene Cabp1). Gene Ontology annotation, molecular function: calcium ion binding. The transcript has 6 exons. Lineage: Eukaryota; Metazoa; Chordata; Mammalia; Rodentia; Cricetidae. The record is from RefSeq and is a predicted model, not a curated record. Bases 128 to 1180 code for a protein of 350 amino acids.